Molecule: messenger RNA, 744 nt
Organism: Rotaria sordida
Lineage: Eukaryota; Metazoa; Rotifera; Eurotatoria; Philodinida; Philodinidae
Source: the annotation of a GenBank genome assembly
AUGUCUAAAGGAAAUGAUACUGCUGAGAUAGAAUCAAAUAAUAAUGAAAGUGUUCAAUCAGCAACAUUAAGUAUGGAUGUAGUAACAGCUCUUAGCUAUAUAUUCGAAGGAACAAUACUUCAUAAUAAUCUCCGAAAAAUUGUUUCAUUACACAAUAAAUCAAUUGUUCCAUUUAAAAAUUUAUCAAAUUUAAUUCGUCGUUCAUUUAUUACUAAUCCAUUUCAAAUUGGACAAACAAUGAAAUGUGGAAUAUUGUUAUCACUUCCAUUUAAUAAUCCAACAGAUGAACAAAGAUCUGGUCGAGUUCUAUGUAAUUCAAAUUUUGCUGAUGAAAUAUGCGUUGACGUUCGUAAAUGUCAUUAUGUAACAAUUGUUCUUGGCGCUGUUGAAACAACAUUAAAAGUGACAGAUUGUGAAAAUGUAUCAAUAUCUGCUGUUUGUCAUCGAUUACUCAUCAGUCAAUUCCGUUCAUUAUCAUUUCAUAUUCAUAUAUUAACACGACCAGUAAUACAAUUAAAUUGUGCUAGUUUACUUUUCGCACCAUAUCAUAUCUCACAUGUUGACUUAGCCGAACAAAUGGAACGUGUUGGUAUUUGUAAAGAACUUAAUUUAUGGAAUAAGCCAUUAGUUACUCAUCCAGCUGGCUAUGUUGAUGAACAACCAUGGUCAAUUCUUCUACCUGAUGAUUUCUAUCUAAUUAGUUCAAUUCGAUUAGAAGAUCAACAAACGAUAAAGAGAAGAUAA